Molecule: messenger RNA, 2517 nt
Organism: Paraglomus brasilianum
Lineage: Eukaryota; Fungi; Glomeromycota; Glomeromycetes; Paraglomerales; Paraglomeraceae
Source: the annotation of a GenBank genome assembly
AUGAAGAUAGAUUUCAAAUUCUCUAAUUUGUUGGGAACGGUGUAUACCCAAGGAAAUCUGGUAUUCACUCCAGAUGGAAAUUCGAUAUUGAGUCCAGUUGGGAAUCGAGUGUCUGUCUUUGAUCUUGUAAACAAUAAAUCAAUCACCCUUCCGUUUGAGAAUCAGAAGAAUAUUCGUAGAAUAGCACUUUCUCCGAAUGCUGCGAUUUUACUAAGUGUGGAUGAAGAUGGCCGAGUUUUGUUAGUAAACUACCCACGUCGAGUAGUGCUACAUAAAUUUAACUUUGGAAUGGGUGUUACAGACGUCAAAUUCUCUCCAGAUGGAAAAUACUUUGCGGUCACGCAUGAAAAGUUUAUUGAAGUAUGGAAAUCACCUGGAUUCAAUAAAGAAUUCGCUCCAUUUGUACUGCACAGGAAAUACACAGGACAUUAUGAUGAUGUAGUUGGUUUGUCAUGGAGUGGAGAUUCACAAUAUUUCAUAUCUUGUUCAAAGGAUAUGACAGCAAGGAUUUAUUCAGUAAACCCAAUUGAAGGCUUUACAAAAACCGUCUUAUCCGGGCAUAAAGACACUGUGGUUGGCGCAUUCUUUACCAAAAAUCAAAAAACGAUAUAUACUGUAGGUCAUGAUGGAGUGUUAUUUGUAAGAAAAUAUAUGGUGCCCAAAGACUCGGCUGAUGAACAUAGCAUGGACAUUGAUACGGAAGGGAACAAUGGUGAAAAUGAGAAACAGACUGCAACAAAGCGAUGGGUGACUGCAUCAAAGCACUUUUUUAAUACAACAAGUAUUCGAGUCGUCUGUGUAGAGUAUCAUGUCGAAGCACGGUUACUUGUCGUUGGAUUCUCAACAGGUAUAUUUGGCAUAUGGGAAAUGCCGGACUUUAAUAACAUACAUACCCUGAGCAUAUCGCAGACGAAAAUAACUUCACUUGCAAUAAACAAAUCUUCGGAAUGGUUGGCAUUCGGCUCGUCUAAACAAUCUCAACUUCUCGUCUGGGAAUGGCAAUCCGAAUCCUACGUCCUCAAACAGCAAGGACACUACUACGACAUGAAUACACUCUCGUAUUCGCCCGACUCACAGACAAUAGCCACUGGUGCAGAUGACGGUAAACUCAAACUCUGGAACACCAUUUCUGGUUUCUGCUUUGUCACAUUCACUGAACAUUCAUCAGCGAUAACCCAAGUAGAAUUUGCCAAAAAUGGACAAGUCGUGUUCUCCUCUUCACUUGACGGCACGGUGAGGGCGUUCGAUUUGAUAAGAUAUCGUAAUUUUAGAACGUUCACAACCCCUUCGCCCAUACAGUUUACCUGUCUAUGUGUAGAUCCAUCCGGAGAGGUCAUAUGUGCAGGGUCAAUGGAUACAUUUGAAAUAUACGUUUGGUCUGUGCAAACAGGAAAGCUGUUGGACAUUCUUAGCGGACAUGAAGGACCUAUUAGUGGACUGGCCUUUAGUCCAAAUGGGACACUUCUUGCAUCGUCCUCGUGGGACUAUACUGCCAGAACGUGGGAUAUAUUUGGAAGGAGCAAGAAUGUAGAAGUGUUCAGACAUACUUCUGACGUAUUGGCAAUUGCAUUUAAACCGGAUGGAAAACAGUUAGCAUGUAGUACAUUGGACGGGCAAAUAGCAUUCUGGGAUGUGGAAAGAGGAACGCAGAUUGGGACUGUUGAAGGAAGAAAGGAUAUAAGCGGAGGGAGAAAGGUAGGCGAUAGGACCACGGCUGCCAAUUCUACUUCGGGAAAAGCAUUCAAUAGUCUGUCAUAUACUGCUGAUGGAUCAUGUAUAUUGGCUGGAGGAAACAGCAAAUACGUUUGUGUAUACGAAGUGAGGACGGCACUAUUGAUUAAGAAGUUUACCAUAUCCAAGAACAGAUCGUUAGACGGGGUCAUGGAAUUUCUUAAUAGCAAAAAUAUGACGGAAGCAGGGCCAAAAGAAUUGAUUGAUGAAACGGGGGAUAUCAGCGAUUUAGAAGAUCGUAUUGAUAAAUCGCUUCCAGGUAUUCAGACAGGUGACUUGUCAGUGAGAAAGACAAUGCCAGAAGUGCGCACCAAGUGUGUUCGGUUUUCGCCAGCCGGACGCUCGUGGGCAGCAGCAUCAACCGAAGGAUUGAUAAUAUACUCGUUAGACGAAACGCUUUUAUUCGAUCCGUUCAAUCUCGACAUUACCAUCACUCCAUCCUCCAUUCUCUCAACCCUUUUAUCGACCGACUAUCUAAAGUCACUCGUAAUGGCCUUUAGGCUUAAUGAAUCUUAUUUGAUACAAAAAGUUUACGAGUCAAUUCCACCGUCAGAUGUUCCAUUUGUAGUAAAAGAGAUACCGCAGAUAUAUUUGGACAAAUUGAUCAAGUUUAUAGCAAUAAGUAUGGAAACGACUCCUCAUGUUGAGUUUCAUUUGCUAUGGGUCAGGGCGAUUGUCAAAAGUCAUGGUGGCUAUUUGAGAACACGGUUAUCUGAAUAUAUGAUUGGAUUGAGAAGCUUGAGUAGAUGUGUUACGAAAGUGUUGGAAGAUAUUGGGAAAAUGUAA